Messenger RNA from Oncorhynchus tshawytscha (Chinook salmon), 2219 nucleotides. RefSeq names its product CD209 antigen-like protein E. The record is from RefSeq and is a predicted model, not a curated record. Bases 766 to 1422 code for a protein of 218 amino acids. The transcript has 5 exons. NCBI's taxonomy places the organism in Eukaryota, Metazoa, Chordata, Actinopteri, Salmoniformes, Salmonidae.
GUACAGGAGAGGGCUCAGAAUGCACGUGAUGACAAAUAGGAGAGAUUUUUAAAAAUGUUUUAUUGUUAAAAAGUUUCAUUUGUUUAAUUCUUCUAUUUGAAAAUGUAUUUAGAUGUCUUGUUUUUGACCAAAAAUCAAUAAACAUAGUAAACAGCAUCAUCUUAGUUAAUUUAUGAAUUUACUAGACCUACUGUUGACCAAUAAUAACUUGUGUUUGGGUUGACAAAUCACUUAUAUUAUUAGGCCAAAAAAACAUGAAUGAGAGUUAGAAAUAAUGUACGGAACAGAAUGAACAAGGGAUGAAGAGGACGAUAAACACAACUGUCUGGUCCACAAGGCUGAAUCCCAAAUGGCAUCCUAUUCCCUAUGUAGUGCAGAUAAAGAGAAUAUGGUGCCAUUUGUUUCACAUCGCAAUAGUCUCCUUCUUAUUGGUGGAUAGAGACUUGACACAUUAUUACACCUAGAGCCUUCUUAUUGGUGGAUAGAGACUUGAAACAUCCUGUCACCAGCUGUGGGCCACAGACAGAGAACAGAGAAGUACAGGAUUUAGACACAUUAGACCAACUACUGAGUCAGUUAGAAAGGUAAUCAUACAGUAGAUAUUACCAUUAGGAGUCAGUUAGAAAGGUAAUCAUACAGUAAGUUAAUACAGUAAGUAGAAGUAACUUAGAAUCAUAGAUAUUACAAUAAGAGGUCAGACAGACUUAAUUAGUUGAUUUAUUGAUUGAUUGGUUUAAUCAUUGAUAUUCGGUACGGUUAGUUAAGAUGGCCGAGUACGUCAACAAACAGGUGAUUGAAUUGAACAAAGUUACUGAAGAAAACCGGAACAGAGCAACGAGGAGCGUGAAGACUGAGACCCAUCUCUCAGAUGGAAGAACAGGAGUCUACAGGCUGGCUGCUGUGUGUUUUGGAGUGCUGUGUGUUCUACAAGUCACUCUCAACAUCUCCCUGAGGCUGGCUUUCUGUACUGGAAGAGUGGUGGAAGGGAGUGGCAUGGCAGUCCAAACGAUGAGGACUGUGUUAAAGUGUCCUAAAGGAUGGAGGAUGUUGGGAUCCAGCUGUUACUUCCUGUCUACUGAGAGGAAAACCUGGGAGGAGAGCAAACUGGAUUGUCUGGCGAGAGGAGCAGACCUGGUGAUCAUAAACAGCAGACAGGAACAGAAGUUGUUGUACCAGCUGCAUGGUGAUGCAGAUCUCCUGGUCUGGAUUGGUCUGACUGACUCUGUUAAUGAGGGGACCUGGAAAUGGGUGGACGGCACACCACUGACCACAUCGUACUGGAAGAGUGGUAAGCCUGACCAUGGUGGUACCAACAACAAGGAUUGUGUCGAGGUCAACCAUCGGGACAACGUUUUGGCCAACUGGAACGUUGCACCAUGCAACCACAUGCUGCAUUGGAUCUGUGAGAAAUUACAGAAAUAGCUACAUAUAGGUCAAAUCCACAUCUAGUUUAAAUGUGUUUGCACAUUAACAUUUUCCCUAAGAUUGUGUAAUUAACUGAGCACAUGCAUUUGCAUGGUACAUGGUAUUAUCUUUCUGUCUUUCAGCCGUAAUUCAUUUUUGGCAAUAUAUUAUUGGCAACCUUUUGGAUCAGUCACAAUACUGUAUUGUUUUCAGCUUUGUCCUUUUCCCUCUAAACAGUUUAUCCAUAUUACUUCUAUGAAAUGGUAUUGUACCAUCUAAUCCACUGUGAGAUAUAUUUUCAUCUGUUUCAAUCUGGUGUCCAAAACCAAAAGUAAAAGACCAUAAGACAGAUCUACCGCUUCCUAGACCGCUUAUGUUGCUUAUGCCUGGAAUCGGCCCGACACACACAAACACAUGUACGCAAUCAGACACGCAAACAAGCAUGCACGCACGCAUUUAAACCUCAGUAAAGUUUCAGUUUUAUAGCAGCAUCUAUGCCAGGGUUGCCCAAUCAUUUUCCUGAAGAGCCUUCAAACUCAACUCUGGAUGUCGAAGCCAGUUCCACUGCAAUUUUUCAUUGUUCCCUUCUAAUUAGGGACUGAUUUAGACCUGGCACACCAGGUGGGUGCAAUUAAUUAUCAGGUAGAAAAGAAAACCAGCAGAUUCCAGACCUCGUAAGGGUAAGAAUUGACUACCCCUGCUGUGGAGCAGAGCUCUCCAACCCUAAUCCUGUAGAAGUACCGUCCUGUAGGUUCACACUCCAACCCUGUUCCCGGAGAGCUACCGUCCUGUAGGUUCUCACUCCAACCCUGUUC